AUGUCAUCUUUAGGUUUAUUCGUAUCUCGGAUACGUUUUCCUAUUUUUCGUCGUUACUUAGCGACACAAACAUCAAAUGUUAAAACACGAAAUGAUUUACCUUCGAAUUUGUCACAACAAAAUGAUCCAAGAGUAAUGCCAUUACUUAAUCCAGAUGAAUUAUCCGAAGCUGAACAAAUCUAUAUAAAACGAUUUGAAGAACGACAUAUAAGAAAUGUUGAAAGACGUAAACGAGAACGACGACGUGCACGAAUUAUUGGUUUAUCAUUUGGAGCUUUAGUUAUUGCUAUUUAUAUUUAUACAAUUAAACGUGUUCGACAAGAAACAUUUUUAGAUGAUUUUGAAGUACCUGAACCACCGCCUCAAAAGAAAGCUAUUGAACAUGAUUAA
Molecule: messenger RNA, 390 nt
Organism: Rotaria sordida
Lineage: Eukaryota; Metazoa; Rotifera; Eurotatoria; Philodinida; Philodinidae
Source: the annotation of a GenBank genome assembly